Messenger RNA from Mya arenaria, 990 nucleotides. RefSeq lists its product as uncharacterized. The coding region runs from base 469 to 921 and encodes 150 amino acids. The transcript has 4 exons. Lineage: Eukaryota; Metazoa; Mollusca; Bivalvia; Myida; Myidae. The record is from RefSeq and is a predicted model, not a curated record.
GAAGGACUAGUCGUUUAACGUGGAUUUAUUUAAUCAUUGGAUUUAAGCGAUUGAAAAGAAAAACAACAACAUCUCUAGUCCAUGUGAAAAUAAGAUAUUAGAAAUUUAGAUGUUAUGAUACAUAGACACUGUGUUUUAAAGAAUAAUUCAUUUAAUAGAGUUUCCAGUACAAUAGGAGAAAUCAAACAAACAAUUACUUCAAACCAGUCAUUUGACUCUUCGACCGGAAUAGUGAUCAUCAUCUCAGCGUUAAUGGAUUAAAGUGACAUCACUUUGACAAAUUCGAAACACAGACAUUUUCCGUCAUCUAAAAUCUUUAUAGAUGCUUUUAACAUUUAGAGAACAUAUCUACGUAUCACAUUACUUGGAAUUAAAGACACCCAUUUGCCUCUCGGGUCUUCUUAUAAUCGAAGUUUGAAAUACCUAAAGGAUUAUAAAGCAGUGAGGGAGAUCUUAAAUUAUGUUCUGAUGACAGACAACGAUAACCUAACGCUCGGGAAAUGCCAACAAAGGCAGGUUAUGAACUCAAAAGGUCGCAUAUUGUCAUUUUCACUACUGUAUGGAGUCCUUGUUAUGAUCGUGUUGAACCCAGCCCCCGUGUCUCCGACCCUAUGCGAGUCUCGCUGUGAAAACGCCGUCCCCUACCUACGGAGGCUGAAAACCCUCUGGCACCACCUCUCCAAACGAGAAGGAAGCGAUGACAUAUCGUUUACCGAGUUUAUACAGUCACUGAUGUACGCUGCACGGCGAUAUGGCAAACUCUCUCCACUCAAGCAAGACUUACUUCAAAUGGUGAUAGAAUAUAAAGACUGUGUAAAAGCCUGUGAGCACCAACAUAGCAAACGCAGUGGCAAUAGUAAUGGAAUUACAGCAAUCAAUAGAAUAUGUACGCGGGGGUUGAUAUGUAUUUUCGAAGAAUGACGACCAACACCUAACAACAUGUUUUAAAUUUUGCCAUGUAUGAAAAGCUAUUUUCAUAAUAAAAUAACC